AGCAGAGGAGACCAAAGAAUCGUCUUCCUAUGAGAGAUGAAGAGUUACAACGACGAUCUGCUUUUAGUAUCCGACUAUUCCUGAAGGAGUUUUGUGUGGAGUUUCUAAAUGGAGCAUAUAACACACUGAUGUACCAUGUGAAGGAUGGACUUGUUCGAGCGAAGGCUCAGGCUAAUGAUGAGUCAUACUACUUAUGGGCCAUGAAGUUUUUCAUGGAAUUCAAUAGAAAUUACAAAUUUCAGGUUAAAUUUGUCAGUGAAACAAUGUCGGUACAAACAUUCCAUUAUGUUCAGACACAGAUGGAGAAUUGUUAUGAUGCAUUAAUGUCAGACAAGAAGAAAAUGCUGCUGUGGUCACGAAGGAUGCAUCUUGCUCUUAAAGCAUAUCAGGAAUUACUGAUGACAUUGACAGCCAUGGACAAAUCUGACAACUCGAUGAUACGGGAAUCUUCAAAAGUCAUCAAAAGUAACAUUUUCUAUGUAGUGGAAUAUCGGGAGCUUAUUCUGACAUUACUUCUCAAUUUUGAUGAAACAAAGUUCACAAAGUCAUACUUGAAGGACCUCAUAGAAACAGCGCACAUCUUUAUGAAAUUGCUGGAACAUUUCUGUACAAAUCGUAGCAUUGUUGUUCAAAGACACACUGUUUCUAGGAAGCGCAAGACCAAAAAAUCAACUCCAAGGGAACAAGGAGCAACAAGAAGUCCUGAAGAACUGUGGGAUGAACUUGGACCACAGAUUUCUGCUGUGUUUCAGAAUGAUGCGAAUAUUCCUAGUGAUAUAGUUCCUUUUGACGCAGCUUCUGAUAAGGACAUGGAUGAGCAGAAGGUUGAUGCCAUGCAUAAGAUUCAGACAUUACUUCGUAAUCAACAGUUCGAAGAAGCAAUUGGUCUGCUGCGUGCUUCAAGGGAAGUAUGGCCUGAAAAUGACAGCUUUGGCAAUGCAAACAUGGCGCCUGAAGAAGAAUUCAUGGCAGUAAGAGAUAUCUUCAUGGCUGACAUCCAAAAUCCAGAACUGGUUCAGGCAUCAGUGGCAGCAGAAGCAAUACAGGAAGGCCCUGAAGAGGAAGAAGAUGAAGAGGAACAGCAGGCUGUGAAUAUAUCUGUCGGAGAACAAGAUUUCAAAUUCAUAGAUUUUUCUAGAAGGUUUGUGCACUAUCGAGUGGUGCAAGCCUGCAGUCUUCUCUUGAAGCAAUUUGAGAGGAACUUGGCCCACACCAACCAUUGCAUCACCAAGAUGUUGCACAGGAUAGCAUGGGAUUGCAAAGCACCUGCCAUCCUAUUCCAGGCAUCUCUGUUUCGUACAUUCCAGCGCAUCCUUGACUCCAAACAAGGGAAGCAUAAGGAGCUGGCCACAUUUGCGCUUUUCAUUGUGCGGAAAUUCACAGAAGUAGCCAGUACCAACAGCAAGGUGUAUAUGGAGCUGUUGUUUUGGAAGACAUCUCGAGAUGCGUACGAUAUUGAACAGGGCUAUGGAAGUUAUCAGGAGAAGACACGUUCGUCAAAACAAGUGUGGAGUGAGGAGGAAGAAGAGGAACUCCAUCGUUUGUAUCAGGAAUUCACAAAGAAGGCAGAACUUGAAGGUGGUGGUAGUGGACAAGAUGUAGUGGACUGGAUACUCCAAAAUCUAAUAAAUACUUCACGAUCUCAUCGAAGCUUGAGCAAGAAAUUGCGUGAGUUAGGUUACAAUGUUGGAACUAAGAGGAGUCACAAGUCUGGAAAUGUGCGGCCACCCAAGGAAUGGGCAGAAGAUGAAGAGCAACAACUCAGAGAACUAUAUGAAGAGUUCAAGAUUGCUAAUGAUCCAUUACGUUGCAUUAUUGAUCGCCUGAGAGUUCAUCGACCCAAACAUCGAAUCGUUGAGAAACUUCUGGAAAUGGGCCUCAUCCAGGACAGAAAAGAGCUAUGGAAGAAACGAGCUAAAAAGUCAAAAGACACUGUAUUCCCCAAUACUUCAGGUUGGGAGUCUGUUGCUAGUGAUGAAUCAGAUUCAGAUGAAGACAGUGACUCAGGUGGUGAUGACCGUUCCUCGGACGGCGGUGCUGCAAACAGAAUGCCUGCUGCCAGAAUGACACAGCCCAAGCAGAAACAUGAUAACAACGGGGGCCACAAGAAAGCAGCUGCAUGCAAAAAGGGGGGAGCACCCAUGCCAUAUUCUUCAGCAGAAUUAAUCAGUUCUUUUAAUGAAGUCAUUAAUGCUGGGAUGACAGCUGCUCUUCGUUGGGUAUCAUCAUCAUUGCAAGAGGUGGCUGAUGACAGAGAAGCAGAUGGUGAAGAGGAGAUCAUCCCUUUGGUUCCCAUUACUGAGGAGGCUAUGACUGCUAUGGAAAAUCCACAGUUCCUUAAACUUCUGACUGCCCUCAACAUUGUCCCACCUUCAGAUGAACAGGAGAUAUAUUGGCGUAUUCCAGGCCAUCUGAGCGUUCAAGAUCUUAAGAAAAGGACUGAGAUCAUUAAUCAAGCACUAGAUGGGAGUUUGAUAACACAACAUAGUGGUGAGGGGAUAGAUGGCAGUGCAGGAAGUAGACAAGAUAAUGACGCAGAUGGAAACAUAAACAGUUCUGAAGAAACAGAAUUUUCAAGCAAACAAGCAGCUGAAACAAAGAUACCAAAGGCAAAAAGGAAUAAGAAUAAAAAUCCUGCACAGAAAAUCAGGAAGCACCUGCAGCUUGAUUCAGAUUCUGAAACAGAAGAAAUAAAUCGUAAUUCACUGGCUCAAACAGGUGAAUCUUCAGAGAGUAUCAUCUCAGGUGAAAGUCCACAAAAUAGAAGGAAAAUUUUUACAUUGGAUUCUGAAAAUAAUGAAAAAAGCAGUAACUCCAUGAUGUGGAAAGUUGAUCAUCCCAUUGCAGCAGGAAGUGGGAUGGAUGGUGAUUUAAACAGAACUACAAAGAAGAAGCGCACACACUUCGUACUUGACUCUGAUUCUGAAACAGAGGAAACAAGCCUUAGCUCAUUGGUUCAGAAUGUUUACAUUCCUGACACAAAAAGUGUAACAGAUGGCAGUUCAAAUGGGACUACGAAGCAUAUUGUCACCAGUGUCGCGCUGAAUUCCGAUUCCGAAAAUGAAGUCAUCGGAGCCCGAGCUGAACCGACAAGGCGUGAGUACAAAAGAGUUCUUAGUGGCUCAGACUCAGACGGUGACAUUUCACAUUCCAUCAAAAGGAGCAAGACCACAUUUUCUGCUGAUGAAGCUAAUACAAUGGACACAGAAAAAAGACAUUCAGAAGAAGAAACAGAUGGUAGCAUUAAUAUGCAGAAACAUAAACGUAGAAUUAUUUUGAGUGACGAUGAAGAAGAUGUUUUGUUAAUUGAAUCACUAUAACAAGGUGCCAUUUUGACAGAAUUGCAUUGACCUGUAUCAUUCAUUAAUAGGGUGUUUUCAUCCCCCAUGGUAAAGAUGUUUGUAUUGAAAACAUACCCUCUGUGCAUGCUUCUUCAAGGACCAUGUAAUGCUCAUCUGAUAAAGGUUAACAAGAAUCAUACAGUGAAUAAUUUUUAUGAACUGAGUAUUAGCUUACAUUCCUACAUGUGUAGAAAGCAUGCCCUUUAAAUUAAUUUAUAAUAAACUCAUUAAAAGCACCAUUCAUAUUCAGAGUAGGAGUGUUUCUUCCACUUGUUUCGUUUUAUUAUAAUUCCUCACUCUCCGUCUAUAAGCUAUAGUGAACAAAAGCCAAAUGUGUGAUAUUUGAGAUGUUUAAAGCAGUAGAAUAUUUAGACUGUGCUCCUCUGGGUUAUAUGUCAUAACACUGUGUAGUCAGGUUAUUGACUGCUGCCUCCACAUUCGGGAUAGAAGUCCACUUGUACAUGAACAGUGAAGAUG
Molecule: messenger RNA, 3818 nt
Organism: Cryptotermes secundus
Lineage: Eukaryota; Metazoa; Arthropoda; Insecta; Blattodea; Kalotermitidae
Product: protein timeless homolog
Exons: 20
Coding region: 30-3320 (1096 amino acids)
Biological process (GO): replication fork arrest; DNA replication checkpoint signaling; DNA repair
Cellular component (GO): replication fork protection complex
Molecular function (GO): DNA binding
Source: RefSeq, a predicted model, not a curated record